AUGUCUGAGAAGAAUAACAGAGCAGCUUGGCUCACUGGGCCUAAGAUCCACCCAUUCAAAAUCGACGACGCUCCUUUUCCGCAGGCUAGACCUGGGGAGGUGGUUAUAAAGAAUGUCGCGACUGCUCUGAACCCCGCUGAGUGGAAAAUCCAAGACUACGGUGUAAUUGUGCAGAAGUAUCCCACGAUAUUGGGAGCAGAUGCAGCUGGAUACAUCGAGGAGGUCGGUGAAGGCGUAACUCAUCUCGAGAAGGGACAGCGCGUGAUCGGAUACUGCACUGGAUUAGGCCUUCAGAAUCCUGAGUUCGCGACAUUUCAGCUUUACAGUAAAGCCAGCGCGAAUCUGGUAUCGGCCAUACCCGACGAUAUAAGCUUCGAGAGGGCAUCGGUACUUCCUCUAGCCAUCGCAACGGCUUCGGUGGGUUUGUAUAAGAAGAAGUAUCUGGGGCUCCCCUUACCCAGCUUGAAGCCGACGCCAUCUGGAAAGACACUCCUGGUCUGGGGUGGCGCGUCUUCGGUCGGAGGCACUGCCGUGCAGCUUGCCGCCGCGUCCGGGCUGAGAGUCAUCUCGACGGCUUCAAGGGUCAACUUUGACAAGGUCAAGGCGUUGGGCGCCGACACGGUUCUCGACUACCACUCGGAAAAUGUCGUGGCCGAUGCGGUUGCUGUGCUUGCGGGUACGGAAGUCGCCGGAGUGUACGAUGCCAUAUCGUCUCCGGAGUCCCUCAAGCCGAUCGGUGCCAUCUUGGACAAGCUUGGUCCGCAUAAAGUGAUAACAGUGCUCCCGAGCGAGGGCGACUAUGGGAAGAAUGCUUUGAUGUCUUUCGAGACUGCCUUUCAGAUCACCGAGGACCCUGAAGAAGUCGGUGAUCCUAUUUGGAGAGACUUCGUGCCCGCAGCUCUGAAAAGUGGCCAGUUGCAGCCGAAGCCGGACGCUGAGGUGGUCGGUAAGGGGUUGGAAUCGAUCCAGGCUGGUCUUGAGAGGCUCAAGAAGGGGGUGUCAGCGACGAAGCUGGUGAUUCAGUAUUAG
Colletotrichum karsti is the source of this 1029-nucleotide messenger RNA. RefSeq names its product zinc-binding dehydrogenase. Gene Ontology annotation, molecular function: oxidoreductase activity, acting on NAD(P)H. NCBI's taxonomy places the organism in Eukaryota, Fungi, Ascomycota, Sordariomycetes, Glomerellales, Glomerellaceae. The transcript is spliced from 5 exons. The record is from RefSeq and is a predicted model, not a curated record. Bases 1 to 1029 code for a protein of 342 amino acids.